Molecule: messenger RNA, 878 nt
Organism: Rhagoletis zephyria (snowberry fruit fly)
Lineage: Eukaryota; Metazoa; Arthropoda; Insecta; Diptera; Tephritidae
Source: RefSeq, a predicted model, not a curated record
UAAUUCCCUCAAAUGUCAUGUCCAAAAUGCGCAACAAAAGUGGUUGACUUUCUGCUGCAUUGGGGUAUAGGGUAUAGGAGAAGGACGACAAUGUGAUUGUUGUUUUAGUGGCGCUCAAUGCGGAGCAAAAUGUGUUGUUUUCAGAAAAUUAAGUUUUAUUCGAGUAUUUGCGGUGCCUUCGAACAGACGACACAAAAUAAAAGCGACGCAAAAUUGCUAAGUGCAGCAAAAAUCUUAACAUCAAUUUUAGUAGCGAAAAGCGAAGAAAAAAAAUACUAUAUACGCGAUUGAGAUCAAUAAGUAAUAAAAUCUAAAAAUAACUUUUGUUAAGGCUACAACUUAAUUACAUAAAUUAAUUUCACAAAAAUCAUGUCGGACGUCAGCAUGGAAGGUGAGGUGAGCAGUUCGUCCUCGAGUCCCGAAAAGCGGCGCUCAACUGUUCCUAAUAUUUUACCACAUCAACGUAGUUUCGAAAAACGUUAUAGUCACAUGAUACACAGACAAAUAUUGGAGACGGGCGUGAAUAAGGAAGCGUUACAACGUCAAAUCAACGCAUAUUUUUCGUGUGGCGGCGGAAAAGCCAGUAGCUCCUCUACUGCUACUGCUGAGGACGAUGCCAAAGAUAAUGUGCCGGAGUCAGCGGAUAGAGCAUCGGAAACGGCGGAAAAUGGUGCAGAAGAAGUUAACAAAGCCGAGGGGCAUAAACGAUCUUUGGAUAAAGCGGAAACUAUCGAUGUGGCAGAGAUACCGGGAGCGAAAGCAACAGCUGACGAUUUGUAAAGACUAUACAUUGUUUAUUUUUUCUGUUAGAAAAAUAAUUACUGACGAGCAUCAAAAAUUAGUUAAACUACCGCUGGUGUUACUUAAAAUAAAUUUUA